Paramormyrops kingsleyae is the source of this 4604-nucleotide messenger RNA. It is a transcript of the gene tox4b, whose product is annotated as TOX high mobility group box family member 4 b. NCBI's taxonomy places the organism in Eukaryota, Metazoa, Chordata, Actinopteri, Osteoglossiformes, Mormyridae. Gene Ontology annotation, biological process: regulation of transcription by RNA polymerase II. The record is from RefSeq and is a predicted model, not a curated record. Gene Ontology annotation, cellular component: nucleus. Gene Ontology annotation, molecular function: chromatin DNA binding.
GUCAUUUCCUGUGAUCCAAUGAAAUACGGAAUUUGGUGCCAUGUUGUGAUUUUGUGUUCGUGUGAGGAUCGGUGUAAAGAACGAGGAAACGAAUAAAUUGCAGAAACAGUAUGGAGGCGAAAAUAUGACAAGCGGUGACAGAAACACGUGUGACACGUCUGCUGGGUAAGAAACAGUUAAAGUCCUCCGUGUGAUGCCACCCAGGCUAAACCAUAGGAAUGGGGGUAGUAUGCAUGUGUGUGCCGCAGCUAUUCUCAGCAAAGACUUAAAGUAACACCAAGAAGCUCAUUUAAACAGCACUAACGAUGCGGGAUAUUUCUAUAUGACGCGUUUUCUACAAUGCAACGCAUUUAAACGCCAGACCGCAUUUAACUAAUGGGAUUUCUUUAUUUUCCUCGUAAUAUUUGAUCCUAUUUAAUCCAUAGCUAUUUCUCCAUGGCAGACAUCGCCCAAGAGUCUGACAGACUGAGUCAAUUAUAUAACACGACGAGCCGGCAAACGUAUGUUUUAUGGUUACUAAAUAAAUCGAUCUGGAGACUGGAUUAAGAAUCUGACAACGGAUUGUCAUUUUGGCUUUUUUUUUCCCCAAAUCAGUAUCGAAUAUGCGAACUUUCAGUCGGGGUCACCGCAGCGUUAUUUCACGGUCUAAUGGUCUAAGCUUAAAUUUUAGGUUUCAUGUGCUCAUAACAGAGUGGUUUCGUUUUACCGCGCCUUACAGCUAAAUACCAGUCAUUCUAUAUAGUCGCCAGCUGUGUCUGUAUGGCUGCACUACUUAAGCGUAGCGGUGUCUGUCCUUUAUGUGAGUAAUCGGCAAUCAGCCCCUUUAUUCACGUGAUUACAUGCAAUUCUUGCGGCUCGGAAAUAAUAGGUCAGUGAUCGGUAAAUAAGUAAAUAUUAGCAUGCCCGAGCGGUAAACGUCAUGCAGUUCUGUACGUGGCUGACCGUAGUUUAACAUCGGCUAAAUAGGGCGACGCGCAGCUCAGCAGUUUUGCGCAUAUGGUGCUUAGUGACUCAGUGACAGUUGGCCUUUACGUGAAAUAUUACUGGGGGCUAAAACCACGUUGAACGCCACUGACGGCAGUUGAAUGAAACCAGCCGUGUCAAAACAUGGAUCUGCCCUUUUACUCGGACCUGUCGGACAACGCGGGCCAGUUCGGGGACUCGGACUUCCUGGACCCGCAGGCGUACGGCGGAUACGAUUCGGUAAACAAGUUCCCUGGAGGCAGUGAUAACUACCUCACCAUCAGUGGGUCCGGACAUCCAUUUCUGUCAUCUUCCGAGACAUUUCACACCCCCAGCCUGGGCGAUGAGGAGUUUGAGAUUCCACCCAUCUCACUGGAUCCCGACUCUGCCCUCACUGUGUCUGACGUGGUGUCCCAUUUCGGGGAGAUGUCUGACCAGGGGCCCUCUGGGGGAGUCCCAGGGAAUGCUGUGGUUGGUGGGGAAGAUCCCUCCUUUGCCUCUGCCUUCGUUAACCCCCCCGCCCAGGGCCUGGAGCACCUAAACCUGGGUGUCAUGAACCAGCCAGGAGAGGGUGUUUUGCUGAGCUCGACACUCGGCAUGGAGUUGGGCCAUCCUGUUGGAUCUCAGUUUAGCAGCUCUUCCCCAGUGACUAUAGAUGUUCCGCUGAGUGACAUGAAUCAUGGUUUGCUGGGCCACAACCAGCUGACCACCAUCGACCAAUCAGAGCUCAGCGCUCAACUCGGGCUCAGUCUUGGUGGUGGGACUAUCCUGCCUUGUCCACAGUCACCUGACCAGCCUCUCUCAGCCACGCCCUCGCCCGCUGACUCCCUGCAAGAUGAGGACAUGAGUGAUUUUGCUCAGAAGAGUAUGUUGGUGGAGUCGCCUGUCUCCCUGUCAGUUUCCUCUGCUGUUAUAUCCCUCACACCCUCCCUGGCUGACUCCCCGAUCUCCUCAUCCUCCAGUGCCCCCCCAGCCAUGAGAAGAGGGGUGGCCGGGGGGGGAGCGGGGGGAGGCAAGAAGGGGAAGAAGAAGAAGGACCCCAACGAGCCGCAGAAGCCGGUGUCGGCCUACGCGCUCUUCUUCAGGGACACGCAGGCGGCCAUCAAGGGCCAGAACCCUAGUGCCACCUUUGGGGAGGUGUCCAAGAUUGUGGCCUCCAUGUGGGACAGCCUCGGGGAGGAGCAGAAGCAGGUGUACAAAAGGAAGACGGAAGCGGCAAAGAAGGAGUAUCUGAAAGCACUUGCGGCCUACAGAGCCAGCCAAGUCUCCGAGGCUGCGAUUGAAGUAAUAGAUCCCAUAACACCCCCAUCCCCGCCUCCACCAGCCCCUACCCCCACCCCUGCUCCCGCACCUGCACCCGCACCCACUCGCUCCACCCGAAUCCCCCACCAUGCUCCAGAGCAGAACACUAUCACCAACAUCUGCACCUCCAACAUCAUCCUGGACCUGCCGCAGGUCACCACUCGCUCACGCACCAGUGCCCACAAAGCUCCGGCCACCUCGGCACCUGCACCCCCCACCAUCACAAAGAUCGUCAUCUCCAAGCAGGCUAUGCCUGGGGAGGGCGGCCUGGUAGCCGCAACUGCUACAGUUCCAGCCACCCGAAUGCUUAAGCCCUCCCCUACCUCGUCUUCCACCCCCCCUGCUCCCCGCCAGCCUCCACCCCUGCAGCAAAUGCAGAAUGCCCCCCCACCUCCCCGUUUACAGCAGAUGGUCCAUUCCCCUGCCCCACCCCCUCUCCAAGCCAAACCCCGCGGUGGUGGCACAGGGCUGGUGGUAUCAGUCACCGCAGCACCUCCACCCCCGCUGCAGAUCAAGAUUGUCCCUGCCCCCUUGCAGUCUGAGUUAGCCACGCCCAUUAUGGUGACAGCAGCGGCGGCACCCUGCUCAGUGCCAGGGCCUGUCUCCUCCAGCCCGGCGGUGGCCAUGGAGGUAGCUCCGCCUGCCGCCAUUGUCAGUGCCUGCUCCCCACCAGCAGAGGGCACCAUAGCUGACGCAGAUGAGUUCACCUCUAAUGAGAUGGAGGUGGAGCUGACCGUGUCACCUGCGCCAGAAGAAGUCCCCCCCACUCAGCCCUCGGGCACCCCACACCGCUGUGUCCGAGCGGGAUGCACCAACCCCCCCGUGGAGAGCAAAGACUGGGAUAGAGAGUACUGCAGCAACGAGUGUGUGGCUACCCAUUGCAGGGACGUUUUCAUGGCCUGGUGCUCAAUUCGAAGCCAGAACUCCACCACUGUCACAUGAGGAGACCGAGGGUGGGAGGCGUAGGCCUUGCAGUCUCAGUGCACAUCCCCCUUCCCUUGCUUUCCCUGAGCCCGCUGACAUUUGGUCCCGUGGGUGGGCGUUGGUCACACUGGCUGUGGCAACACAGUGAAACGUCUUUUAUACACUGGGGUUAAUAUGUCCUGCAAAGAAUAAUUUAUUCUUUUUACACACACAUAAAUUAAUGCAUUUUUAACAGCCUGGAUCAGUCGAUUCAGCACUAGGGGACAGUGAACAUGGAAGGACCAUCUUGGUUAUCGUGGGUAAAGUUUUAUAUAUGACAGUGGUGUGUGCGUGAGUGCGCAUGAAAUUAGCUAUAAAGGCGUCUAAAAGCAAACCGUUUUAGAGCUUGGCAUGCGUGUUUGUGAAUAUAUAGCACCUUCUAGAGGCAUAUACUGGAAUUUGGCGUUUAUCCAUUGUCCGGAUGUCACCAGAAUUACAUCCCGUUGCCCGUUGUGGGAGAAGGACUGUCUUUGUUGUGCAUUGUCACUGACUGGUAUAAUCUUGUAAAUAAGUAAUACAGACAGGGUUAGGCACAUUGGUGACUGAAAAGGCAUGAUAAUCGCACUCAGUUUAGGCUUCAAAGUGCAGUUUUCCCAUUACUGAGGUAACCGGCUGGCAAUGUUCGUCUAGCCUUCAGAUCAAGAUGGAGAAAUAGCACUGAUGUGUAUGAAUGAUGUCUGCGAGGUGGGUUUUAAACUCUUAAGUUAUUUUUAAUAUGGAGGUGGAUGAUCCUGCUGUAGAAUUUCCUACAAUCACCGUUGCCUUUCUUUGUAUGUCGAAUAAGGCCAUGAUAAAACUGGAUUUUCAGUUUUCAGUGGAAAAACAAUAUAUGUGUUACACAACCCAAGUUAUCGCGCAGUUUUUUUUGCGUUUCAGGGAUUAUUGUUUUGAGACCAAACGUUUAUCAAGAAAAAGCGGUCUAAAUAAAAUGUUAUGGUUUUACGUUUUACUUCAGUUGAGCAUUAAAUGUAUUAUUAUUUAGAAGACGCAAAUUAUGGUCAUUCAGUAAUCGUGUUGAUUUUUAGUAGAACUCGCGCGUUUCUAAAGGAUGUUAAAAAGCAUAUAUUUUUUUGGAAAUAUUUCUAUUCAGUGUCUUUAACGCUGAAUUCUCAACACAUAACACAACCUAACAGGCGAGUCAGCUGUUUCUGUGCUUAAUGGCUGUACUGAGAAAAUCUUGAGAUUAAUAAAAGGAACGGAUAGAAUGGAUUUUCUUGCUGUCUGCUGAAGUUCGUCGCACUGUAGGUUCUGGCUUUUUAAAUGGAAUUUGGAUUUGAAACUACGGUAUUAAUGCAGCCGUGUAAAAUAAUUAGGUAUGUUCAACAUCGUUGCUGUUUUAGUGAAUGAAAUAAAAAUACAACUGACGAGUAAAGAUA